Messenger RNA from Polistes canadensis, 1226 nucleotides. Its product is annotated as gamma-interferon-inducible lysosomal thiol reductase-like. The transcript has 6 exons. Gene Ontology annotation, molecular function: oxidoreductase activity, acting on a sulfur group of donors, disulfide as acceptor. Bases 417 to 1124 code for a protein of 235 amino acids. Lineage: Eukaryota; Metazoa; Arthropoda; Insecta; Hymenoptera; Vespidae. The record is from RefSeq and is a predicted model, not a curated record.
CGAAAGAAAAAUACAACUACGAGCUCUUGUUAUGUGCACUUAUAAUAAAAUAUUAUAAGAGAAAAAACAAAAUGUAUCUUUAAAAUGAUACAUAAAAUUAUCUCUUCAAAUGAAACAAUGUAUAUUUUUCUUAACGUUCUUAACAUUAUCUAUUGUACUAGAUUAUGCUUUUUAUCAUAAAUAAGAUCGAUGACAAAUCUUUUCCUUUCUUGGUUAAACCGGAAUUCACGGCAAUUAACAUUCAUACGUUUCUUUGUAACAUAAUAAGUUAACAGAAUCAAAAUUUGUCUAUGAUGUCACGUUAAAAAUAUUAUUAACAUAUGGACUUUUAAAAAAGGUAUAAAAAUAAUGUCUAUAUAUUUGUGGUCUUUAUGGAUGCGUUCAUAUAUUGUAUUUGUAGAAAAUAAAUUUAGAUAAUGGGGUUAGGCAGUUUUCGAUGGAAGAUAUUGCUGAUUAUUUCUGCAUUCCUACUAUUGUGGCAAUCUUCUAAAUUAUGGUUACUGUUAGCGCAAGAUAAUGUUAUGGGAGAAGAGUCUUGGGAAAGUAAGUCAAUGACAAUGAAGCAGGAAGAUGCAAAAGAAAUAGUUCACAUAGGUGUAUAUUACGAGACGCUUUGUCCCGAUUCUCGAAGUUUUUUUAUAAAGCAUUUGUUGCCUACGUAUAUGAAAUUGAAAGAAAAUGUUAAAGUCACAUUGAUACCGUAUGGAAAAGCUUUGACAACACAAAAUGAUCAUACUUAUGAAUUUAAAUGUCAACAUGGACCAAUCGAAUGUCAAGGGAAUAUGGUACAUGCGUGUACCAUUGAUCUUAUUAAAGAUCAAUCGCUUCUAUUGAAUUACUUGUCUUGCAUGAUUAAAAACAAUAUCGAACCAAUAAAAAUAAUGGAAAGUUGUGCGCAGAAAAUGAACGUGGAUUUUAAUGCCAUUUCCAAAUGUUAUUCAGGAGCUAAAGGAAAAGAACUUUUAGCCAAAUACGGAGAAUUAACAAGUGCACUUAGGCCACAAAUUUCUUUCAUACCUACGAUCUCUCUUAACGAUAGUCUUAAGGACCAGCCUAAAAUCUUGAGAAAUUUAUUCCAAGAAGUAUGUUCAAUAUUUAAAAUCAAACCUAAAGUUUGCCUAUGAUUACAUUUUAUUCAACAUUUAUUUAAUAAUCUACGAGCUUCUUUAUUUCCAUCUAAUUAAUUGAAAAUACAUCUUUACGAAAUAUAUUUUUGAAAAUACUUA